Messenger RNA from Helicoverpa zea (corn earworm), 2599 nucleotides. RefSeq names its product tachykinin-like peptides receptor 99D (gene NGR-A24). Gene Ontology annotation, cellular component: plasma membrane. Gene Ontology annotation, biological process: G protein-coupled receptor signaling pathway. The record is from RefSeq and is a predicted model, not a curated record. NCBI's taxonomy places the organism in Eukaryota, Metazoa, Arthropoda, Insecta, Lepidoptera, Noctuidae. Bases 535 to 1800 code for a protein of 421 amino acids. Gene Ontology annotation, molecular function: tachykinin receptor activity. The transcript is spliced from 13 exons.
UCGAAACUCAAAUCGCGAUGGGAGAGCGUCGGGUCAGCAGUGUCACUCUGACUUAGCACCCAUGUACACGAGUCGAGCGGUGCCGGCUCCUACACAACUAUCGUAACUAAUAGAAAAAAAAAACUUUAUUAAAAAAAAGGUUUAUUAACAACCAGUGGAAAAAUAUGCCGUGAAAUUAUUUUUUCAGUAAAACAUGUGAAUGAUGACAAUGUGAAAACUUUGUGACGAAAAGUUUUUUGAAAUUAAUUUUAAAGUGUUUUAAAAUUAGUAUUUCUUGUAGUUUAAAAUAUUUUAUCAGUACUAUUAACUGUUAAAUACAUAAAAUGGAUAAUAAGCUAUUUGUUUUUAGUAAUUUAUAAGGUUUAAGCUUAUUAAUAAAAAGUUAAGUGUAAGUGAAGUUAAAGCUUGCAACAAUAUCACCAAUUGCGACUUUGACUGGCGCUAAAGCGAACACCAUCGCUGUUGAAAGGAAACUAUAAAAGGGUUUUCGUCCAGAGCAGAACUUAGUCACUUUGGUAAACUACCCAUGUUACGAUGCUGGACGAACUACUGCCCACUCUAGCGACCAACCGAUCGACCGCUCCAGGACACGACCACAACUUCUACGUCACAUUCUACGAUGACGUCAACCACAGAUAUGUUAACGAGAGCCAUAAUACCACGGAGUCAUACCAGUCAUUCAUCCUCCCGUGGUGGCGUCAAGUGCUAUGGACGGUGCUGUUCGCCGGGAUGGUGGUGGUGGCCACCGUGGGAAACCUCGUCGUCAUCUGGAUAGUACUCGCCAAUAAGCGGAUGAGGAGCGUCACUAAUUACUUCUUGGUAAACCUGUCAGUAGCAGACGCAAUGGUGUCGACUCUCAACGUGACGUUUAACUUCACCUACAUGCUGAACUCCGACUGGCCGUUUGGGCAUUUCUACUGCAAGUUCUGUCAGUUCAUCGCCGUGCUCAGCAUAUCUGCGUCCGUGUUCACUCUGCUGGCUAUCAGUGUGGAUAGGUAUGUGGCCAUAAUGAGUCCUCUCCAGCCAAGGCUGGGUAAGAGAGCGACCCUCGGCAUCACAGCUUCCAUUUGGGUCCUGAGCUCCGUGCUCAGUACGCCUAACCUGAUCUACUUCACCACUGACAUGGAUUAUCUGCCUGAUGGGAGUAUUAGGCGGGUGUGCUUCUCCGAGUGGCCUGACGGUAUCACCACGCAGUCUCAAUUGGAAUAUUGGUACAACGUGGCCUUCAUGGUGCUAACCUACUUCUUGCCGAUCAUGUCUAUGACGUAUACGUACUCGCGGGUCGGCAUAGAGCUGUGGGGAUCCCAGUCCAUUGGGGAAUGCACGCAGAGGCAACUCGACAAUGUCAAGAGUAAACGCAGGGUAGUGAAAAUGAUGAUCGUAGUAGUGGUCAUAUUUGCCGUCUGCUGGCUGCCAUUCCACGUCUACUUCCUCGUGACGUCAUACUAUCCCGAGGUGGUGAACUACACGCACAUCCAGGAAAUAUACCUGGGCAUCUACUGGCUCGCCAUGAGUAACUCCAUGUACAAUCCCAUCAUCUACUGCUGGAUGAACUCGAAGUUCCGAAGAGGUUUCAAGCAAUUCUUCUGGUGCUGCGGUGCAUUCGGCGGCGGUGGGCUCGACAGACGCCGUGGCUUCGGAACUGAACGCUUAGACAGAUCUGUACGGUCGCUAUCACCUAGCAGGAAGAAUGGUACCAGUUUAUUCAAGACGACAAAAUUCAUCAAAAACCCACCUGGCUCUCCUCACUUGCUCCAUGCAAAUAAAAUACACAAGCACUAUCCGAAUUUCGAUGCAUAGCACUUACAACCAGACGCUGGUGAGCACGGCCUGACAGCGGAGGUGCGCGGGCGGCGCGCACGACGCGUGUGACGCGCACGCGCACGCCGCGCCGCACGCCACCGAGCGCACGUGGAUAUGACGCGAGUGUCGCGCCCCGCGCGUCACACGCACGCCACACGACCUCUACGCGUAAGCCACGCCGCGUAAUGGACGCUUCGACGUUACAAACGUUUGCAAGUAAUAAGUGUCAUAAACUUUUUAUUUGUUUAAGUGGUCUACUAGUCAUAACUGAAGAACAUAUGGAGUGUAAGAAAUGUUUUGUAUGUUUAUAAAGAUGUGGACAGGAAAUUGAAAACGCUUGCAAUUAUAUUGUUUUUUAUCUGAACUCAUAAAUGUUAGAUAUCCUAAGGUAAUCCUUUUUAUAUUUUAAUGACACUGAUCAAACUCGUGCUUAUAUGUAUGUAUUAUGAAUAUCAUCCACGUUUGUAAACGUGAUGUAAGAGAUUAUUACGUGUAACAAAGACGUUAUUUCUAUAAAUAUAAUUGGAAUUCGUUUUCUGUAAAUACUUGGGUGAUCGGAACAUUGGUGGAAUUUUGUUUACAAAAUGAUUGGUGUUAUUUUUUAAACUGUUUAAAAUAAAGAUCAUGUUGUAUAAUCGCACAAAAUGUGUAGGUGUAAGUGCGAUCCACAUUUGAUUAAGGCGAGGAAGUGGUCAACAAUAAUUCCAUAACCGGCACGCGCAUCUAAGGCGCCAAAAGGGGUCGGAGCGUCUGAGCGGGGCGAGGAUAACAAUACGCGCGCUAGCUUAUAACUAAA